Molecule: messenger RNA, 1026 nt
Organism: Ilex paraguariensis (yerba mate)
Lineage: Eukaryota; Viridiplantae; Streptophyta; Magnoliopsida; Aquifoliales; Aquifoliaceae
Source: the annotation of a GenBank genome assembly
GGUCCUGGAUAAAAUGCAUGCUCGUGGUAGCGGGCCUCGUGUCAUGAUUACAAGACAGCCUACAGAAGGGAGAAGUCGAAAUGGAGGACUACGUGUGGGAGAGAUGGAACGUGAUUGUUUGAUUGCAUAUGGGGCGAGCAUGUUGAUUUUUGAGCGCUUGAUGCUUUCUAGUGAUCCUUUUGAGGUUCAGGUGUGCAGAAAGUGUGGGUUGUUGGGAUAUUACAACUAUAAGCUAAAAACUGGCAUUUGUUCAACAUGUAAGAAUGGGGAAAAUAUUUCUACCAUGAAGUUGCCGUAUGCGUGCAAGCUCUUAAUUCAGGAACUGCAAUCAAUGAAUAUAGUUCCUCGCUUAAAGGUUACUGAGGCCUGAUUCAUUCAGUAUUCCUGCCAAUGCUAGUCAACUGCUACAGAAUUUGAUCAAAAAAAAAAAAAAAUGCUACAGAAUGAUAAGGAGGCAUGUUUGUUCGUUAUAAUACCGUUGCCUAACUUGAUGAAUAUUUGUUGUUGCGGAGUAGAAACCAUUAUUGUUGAUCGUGGUUUGCAGAGCUGUACAUUCUUCUUCCUGGGUUUGCAGUAUGCUUCCAAUAAUGGGCUAAAUUAUUAAGCAAAUGCUUGAGGCUCUUUCUAGAAAUUGAUGCUCAGAGAGUUGAUCAUGUAGAUGUAUUAGUGUAUAGAUUGCUGUGAAUCCAGGACCAUUACGUAAAGAAUGGUUCACUUUGAAUCUCGUAUUGGAAGAGUUAGUUUAUGAUCAAAUGCACUCUGUAUUUAUUUGUUUAUAUGUUUGUGUCUGUUGCUGCAAAUGUGAACCACACACCAACUGAUUUUGGAAAAUGGAUGAAGGAGGGGGAACUCAUUGUGGGGGAAGAAUUUUGGACUUCUUAUGUCAAAUUAUUGAUGAAAUAAUCAGCUCGUUUGGUUGGAGUAUUAAAGGGUGGAUUACAGAGUCAUAAUAGAUUAAGACUCUCUAAUCUAAUCUUAUGUUACAUUUGGUUGUGAAAAAUACUUUUUAUUAUAUACAAGUCUUAU